This is a messenger RNA of Linum trigynum, 9687 nucleotides long. NCBI's taxonomy places the organism in Eukaryota, Viridiplantae, Streptophyta, Magnoliopsida, Malpighiales, Linaceae. The record is from the annotation of a GenBank genome assembly.
UGGAGAGGUCGGCCUUUUCAACUUUCAACCUGGGUCGACGGAAGAAUUUAACUAAUGAUAAAUGAGCACGUGUGAUAUCAUAGAACUAUAUUAACAAGUUUUUUCUAUGAUUGGAAUUAAGUAAUUAGCAAGUUGGAUAGCGCAUUUGUGUAAUAUUAAUAUAUGGCGGGUGACGUGGCGGCUAUAAUUUCAUGCAUUUUCAAUCGGAUGGAUUCAAUGUCUUAGGUACAAUCCGUACGUAGAGUUGACGUACACGAUGACAAUCCCAUAGCCAUUACUUUUUAAAAAUUAAUCCUAAAUCAACUACAUUUCUCUGUCUCACUUUUACCUCUCCACCUUUUCCUGACAAAUUUCGUUAAUCUCUCCGACCGAACCUGCACCACUAAACAAAAAUCAGUACCACUAGACGCAAAUCAAUACCAAAACUCAUACAUGCCUUUUAAGUAGGGGUGGUAGUUCGGUUACUGGUUACCGGCCGAUUAUUCACUAACCGGUAACCGAAGUAACCGAACUUCGGUCGGUUAUCGGAGUCUAGACGAAAUGGUUUUGGGUCUUUAAAGUGGGUCGGUUGACCGAUAAUCGAGAUAACCAAGAAACCGAAGCCUAUUUCGGACGGUUUUCGGUAGGAAGAGUGGUUAUUUCGGUUAACCGAUAACCGGUAAGGGGAGUGGUUAUUUCGGUUAACCGAUAACCGGCCGAUCGAUUAUUGGUUAUAACCGAAAUAACCGAAAUGCCACCCCUACUUCUAACUGAGCACCAACUCUAACAUAGAAAGACACAAACGUCGCGUACUAAAAAAAAAUGGCUGACUCAACAUCGAUCAAAACAACAUAGUUUAGACACGAACACUUAAACUCGAAUUCAAAAAAAUUUGGCUGACUCAACAUAGAUAAAAACAACAUAGUUUAGACACGAACACUUAAACUCGAAAUCAAACUUGUUUUCUUGGAACCAAAUUUUAUUGACCGAUUUUUCGAACCAAUAUUCCAACAGUUACAACUUACAUCAUUCACUUCAUCACUUGUAUAUUAGACACAAGUUAAUACCGUUUACCAUGUCAUGCUUAUCAAAAUAACUUAAGUUUUUUGUUUGUUUGUUUGUUUUAGAUGAAGUUACAAUUAAAUUUAUAGUUUUGUUUGCAUCCUUCGUCACCAAUAAGAUUGAGUCAUCUUUAUUCAAAUUAAAGGGGUCAAAAUAUGUGCACGAGGAUGUGAAAUCGAUAAAUUUCACGGCGAGAUUAUUAAUAGAUGCUGAGCGGUUAUGUAUUUUUAUGAUUUUUUUUUUUGAGGAAAUCAAGUUGUAUUAGACUUGGUAUCUUAAACACAACAUGCAAAGUUUUGUUUUUGUUUCCUGACCCGUUUAUUCUUUAUCUAAUGCAUUAGAUUAACGAGACAUUGUAUUUCUAAUUCUUGACAUAGGCAUGAUUAUAAGCUCAUUGCUUCAUUUUUUCCUGUUAUAUUUUGUUCUUUCGUGUUUGAUGGCUAGGAUAAAAAAGGGGUUUUAUUGGUGAAAUAUUAUGAACAAUGUAGUUAAAAUCACGAUUUAAAAUUUAAAAAAUUUUACGCUUUUACAAUUUUAGGUCACCAAAACGCUUUUACGUAGAAUCACGCUUUUCCCUUAUAAGUGUAGUCAGAAUCUAUGUUUUCAUUAAAGGUUAAAAACAUAUGUAUUUACGCUUCUACCUCACAAAAAUGUUGCUGCGCAGAAUCACGAUUUUGACUACAUAUAAUGAGUCGAGUUAUAUUUUUGCGAUAACACAGUGUUGUUCAUGAUUUGACCACCAUGAGCUUAGCUUGAUUUGUGAAUGAGGACAUAACACGUAGCUAAUUAGGACAUGUAUCAAGUAAUAACUAGCAAUCAAUUGAACUGAGUCCUUAAUUUUCAGUUGAAGGAAAUUGUAAGGAACACAUAUAGCAAAACCAAAACUUGAUCUACCACAUGAUUUAAUUGAAUGUUAAAGAGAAAAAACAUGAAUAUAGGCUUGUCUUUAUAGAAAUCCAAUUCCAAACUGAACUCUUUCUCUCUCGAUUUCAUUUGCCCCAUUUGGUUCCUUCCCUUUUUCUCAUCACCGACAAAAUCAAUUACUUGCUUCUGCUCAAAAUAUUAAUGGAAAAUCCACAACCAAGUAAAUAAUAUCAUUGUGGGUUGUACCUUCUGACCAAAUUCAGAUAACUAAGUCAAUACCCUUUUUUGAGUGUGAACAUAACAUAAGUCGGCAGACGUGGAUAUAUGCUUGAGGAAAGCCCUAAACUCACCCACAUGACAAAAACCCUAAACAACAUGGUAAAAAUGAGGUCUUUUUUCUUUAUCAGCAUUCAUGUAGAUGCAUGUAGUAUUUGAUUUUUUGAUCUCUUUCAACAAGAAGUUUGGAGCUUUUACUAUCGAAUCUUCAUAUUGUGUCUAUUAUUGGUUUGGUCGGACAGAUUCAGAGCUUGAUGCUAACGCUAUUAGUACUUUCGUUCUAUAGUUUCAAUUCGCGAUACCAAUAUUUGAAAUCGAGAGGCGAGAGCUCAAGUGAUCGUCGCAUGUGGAACGUGAUGAUUUUAAGCUUUUAACUAAUCAAUGUCAUGUGCCAUGUUGUUCAACAUUCAUAAUAAGUUUAGGAUAUGUUUAAGGAGCGGAUCCUUUAAUAACCAAUUUUCACAUAACUCUCAAUAAUCAUAUGGAUGGCAACUCGUAACCUUUUUCUCGCAAUGUGCUAUAUCUCUUUCAUUUUAAGUCAAAAUUCAGAAAAAUUUGCACAGAAAAAAUAAGAUUAAUCGUGCAUUUAAAAAUGACAUUCACUUUGAUAUAUUUUGUAACAAAAAAAAAUGAAAAUUACCAAAGUAUACGGUAUAUGGUUAUAUGAAAAUGUACCAUGGUGGUAUAGACAUACUAAAUUGUUGAAUGAUUAUAUAUUUUAUAGUAGGAAUAUACUAACCACUAUUUAUCAUCUUUUAUCAUCAUUUACCACCAGUUACCACUCAUAUACCGGGGUAGUACAAGAUGGUAUAUUUUGUCUUCAAUUUUGUUCAAAAUCACAAUAGAUCAUGACGAAUCUGUUUCUUCGGUGCAAAAUUAUUCAAAAUUUAAGUUUAAACCAAACGAGGUACAAAGUGGUGCCAAGCAAUACCAAAAUGGUAAAAUAAAUGUCACGAAAUAUAUAAAAAAAUUGAUAUAAUUUAGUGGAUCACAACACACUCGAUCAAAAUCAAGGAGUCAAAUAGGGUUAUGCAUUUUAUGCACGAGUUGACGUCGUACUCUGUUCCAUGUUUGGUAAGACAGUUUGAUGCAUAGAUUGAGGAAUGGAGGGCGCUAUUGCAAAGAUCUCACACUACAGGAGGUAUGGUGCUUUGAUCCUUUCUUGGUGGAAUUGAUGGCGGUCAGAAAUACAGUUUGUUGGUGUACACAGCUCGGCUUGAGAGAGGCGAUCUUUUAGGGAGAUGCGAAGAUCAUCAUUGAUAAGAUGUUUGAAUCGUUUGUGAGGGGUGCGAGUGGGGAGUUAUUUUUCACGAGCUAGGCCAGUUGCGAAGUGAAUUAAAUUAUAGAAUUUUGGUUUUCGAUUUGUGGGCAGGGUAAACAAUCGUGUGACCAAUUUAAUAUAUGGAAAGAUUCUUUCUUUGUUUCCUGCAAGUUUGGUAGGCUUUGGUUUUCGUAACUAGUUUAUAUAAGUUACUUGAACAAUGAUAUCUUUAUGUGUUGGUAACAUCCCGUGUUUUUUUUUUCCGACAAAAUAUUGCCCGGUUUGGGCUAGGAUCCUCACGACUUUUGCCUUAGGUGCAUAUCAAGGUGAGUUCAUAUUGGUCACUCAUCCUUUGCAGUGCGCCACAGUGAGCACGUUUAACUUCGGAAUUCUCACAAGAUCUCCUUCAUUUCAUCCCAAAAGGCAUCUUGUCAGUUAAGGUCGGUACCUUAUGAACCUUGGAUCUCUCUCGUGCUUUGUCGAUGUGGGAUUCGCCGAAGGUGUUACAUACACCCUCUCCCCUUGGAACUCUACAUUCUCGUUGAGGUUUUCCCCACCAUCGCUCAAGAAGGACACAUAGAGGCUCUGAUACCAUUUGUAACAUCCCAAAAUUUUCUCAACAAAAUUUUGUCCGCUCUCGUUCCCUCACAGUUUUUGCCUUGGAUGCACAUCAAUAUCAUGGUAACUUCCCAUAAGAUCACAAAUCCAUGCAGUGCUCUACAGUGACCACGUUUAAUUUCGGAGUUCUCUCAAAAACUUUUUUAUUUCCCGAAACACAUCUUGUCACUUAACAUCGCUUUUUACUUAUGAACCAUAUAUAGACCUCUCCCAUGAUUUAUCAAGAUUUUUCCCUAGCUUAAUAAUAUGAUUUUUUGUUUUUUGUUUGAAGCAACUUAUUAGUAUUAAUAUUAAAGCCAUAUGAAAGCCAUUAUCCAAUAGUAAAGGUGAACUCUCUAGAGAACUGUUGUCGUGGCGGCUCUGGGCUUUGGCCUUUUUAAGCCCGAUCUACUUUGAAUUCUUCGAAUCAGAAUUUUACACCUCUCUCUCUCUCUCCCAAACCAUAUAUAUCUCUUCACAGACGAACAUCAUUCAACAUUUUCCACCUCUCUCUCUCUCUCUCUCUCUCUCUAUCUCUCUGUCGUUAACUUCAACCAGGGGUCACCUCUUCCAUCAUAUAUCACAAACCAGUUCCCAUUCAAGCAAAAAGAAUUUCAUACCCCCACCAAGGGGAAAAAUUAAACCGAAAAAGAAAGCAGAGUUUAAGACCCACCAGCGGCAGAGAAAGGAGAAUUCGAGGGGCUUUUUUAUAUACAUAUGAAUGAAUAGUCGGUUUGGUGGUCUUCUUCUUCUUCGUGCUUCGAUCAACAUCUAGUAUUAGUUCAUGUGCUUGUUCGUGAAGGUGGCGGACCAACAAGGCGGCGGCGGCGGCGGCGACAGCUACCUUCUACCUAUCGCCUCUUCGUCCUCUUCUUACCCCGGUGGCGAUCAGGAUGCUGCGGAAAACAGCAAUAAUCAACAACAAGAUGAAGUCUUUUUGCCGCUCCCGAACAACCCACAAGAUUUCGCUCCUACCCAUCUCCAUCAACAAUUCCAAUUCGACCACCGUAAUCCGAAUCAGCAGCAAGUUGCGGCAGGGGAGGGGAAUUUGAUGAUGAGUAUGGAUUCUCCUUCUGGGUACAGAAGCGCCAGAGAGAUGUCCGCCAUGGUUUCCGCUCUCACCCAUGUCGUCUCUGGCACCGGAAGGUGGGGUUAUGGCGGUGGACAAGCGGCGGCGGCGGCGGCGCCGCAGAUGUCGAGUACUUCUUCAGGGGCCUCUGCAGGCUUGUGGAAGGCGACGGUCGGGCUGAAGAGAGAAAGAGAAGAAGAAGCAGAGGCGGCUUCUUCCGUCGCUCAAUUGAUGGAGAAUCGGGCAAGGAACUUUCGAGAUUUCGGUCGUAAUUUGAUUCGUGCCGCCGAUUCUUCUUCUUCUGGUGGUGCAACUGCCCAAACAGAGGACUCAUCUCAAACACCGGCGACUCCUACGGGGGCGGCGGCAGCCUCGCCGGCUUCUACGGAGUCUGGCGGCGGCGAGGGAGGGGAAAAAAGGAGGAGAUACAGAGGAGUGAGGCAGAGACCGUGGGGGAAAUGGGCGGCGGAGAUAAGAGACCCGCAUAAGGCGGCGAGAGUCUGGCUGGGGACAUUCGACACGGCGGAGGCGGCGGCCAGAGCAUACGAUGAAGCCGCCCUCCGAUUCAGGGGAAGCAGAGCCAAGCUCAAUUUCCCCGAAAACGUCCGCCUCCUCCCUCCGCCAUUGCAGAACGUCAAUUCCCCAUCCGCCGCCGCCGCCGCCCGCCACAUCGUUCCCCGCCUCAAUCCUGCUCCGCCGCCGCAGCCGUCUUCCCAAUUCCGUGGAUUUUCUCAUCCGGCGCCGCCGCCACCUCUUCAGGCGGAUUUGGUGAGGGAUUAUUGGCAAUACUCCCAGUUGCUACAGAGUUCCUCUGCUUCCGGCGGCGGAUUUCAUCCGCCGCAGCAGCAGCAGCAGCCUUCCACGCUAUUAGAGCAGUUGCUGUACAGCUCGCAGGCUCCGCCGUCUCAGCCGUUCGCUUCAUUGCCGUCGACGACUUCUCCACCGUCAGUCCGCGCUCAAUCUCCAUCUCCUACUUCUUCCUCCUCUGCUUCGUUUCCCCUGCUUUUCGCGGGUGAGCAGCAAUCCGGUUAUUACCACCGGCCGCAACCGAGCCAGAACCCGAACCCGAGUCAGACCCCGACCGCCGGUUCGGAUUUUCCGGUGCCGCCGUGGUCGCAUUCGAGUCAUUACCCGCCGUCUAGCGGUUGAUUUUCAAAAAACAGUUUCCUUUUUUACAGUUUUCACUUUUUCUCAUUGGGGUAAGAAUUUAGAAUAUUCAUAUAGUUUGAUUUUUUUUGUUGUUGUGUGUGACAAUAAUUCUUUUCUAAAGAUAUGUUGAGGCUAUACAAACGGAUAAUCGCUGGUAGGAUUUUUUGUUCUUCUGACUAUAUUAUUAUUGUGUCAUAUUUAUUGUAUAAACUAUAAAGGAAAGAAGGACACAUAUAUUGGAUUUUUUUUACGUAUCCAUGAUUUCUUUAUGCCUUCUUGAUUGACGUACUUGUGGGAAGUUGAUGAAUUGUAGCAUCUUGUAAAUCGGGUAGAAGUGUAGAUAUAUUGUUUAUACUUUUUAGACGAUUUACUAGAAAAUGGACGAAAUUGAAUAGUUUUGGUUUUGAUUGAUUAUAUUCUAAGCAUGUUGCAAUUUGGCUUAUUGAAAAUGUGUCGAAUCGUACUUGUGUUUGUCUCAUUCUACGAUUAAGUUGGAUUGGUACCAAUCCUAACUUUUAUUUAUGUAGUUUAGUUCCGCGAGUGUUUUGAUUGAUUGAUAUUACUUAUUAUUAUUUAAUUAAAUAAUCAUUUCAUCUUAUCUUUGAUCGUUGUAUUGGAUUUGUUCAAUUAAUUUGCUUAGGAUUCGUCAAGUUGAUGACGAGGUUUAGGCUGAUCACGAUUGUGGGUGUUGACGAAAAAUUAAAUUUAGGCAAAUGGGCAAGUGUGGAUCAGCUACCUCGAGGUUUAUUGCAUACAUGAAUGAUAACGGACUGACUCGCGUUGGUAAUUUGACUUAUAUAGAUCAUAUACUCGAAUGGAUCUAUAUAUUUGUGGUGGUUUUGAUUAUGGAUCGAGUAACUAGUAAACCUGUUAACAACCCUAGGUAACAGGAAGCGUGGAAAUAAAAAUGCAGAAGAAGUUCAUUCAUUGUUCCUGUAGUGUCACCUUCCAAACAAGAUUCUUGAAAAACAAACGAAAGGGGGGAAGCGUGCAAAAUUCUUAAAAGAGAAACGUGGUAAAUGUGCGCAUAUUAUAUUUAACCAUUGUCGUCGAUCUCUAGUGUUCUGCAUGACCUUCUUCUGUUUCCAGAUCGCACUCAGCAGUUGUUAGAUUUCGACCUUGGAGAUUUCAUAUUAGAGAAAGUGAAGUUUUGGACGUGGUAAAUGGUAAUUUGAUUUCGGUUAGUUGUAUUUUAUUUUAGUGAUUAAUUGAUAAAUACAUCGAUAACAGGCUAAUUAGCUAGGAUAAUCACAUAGUUUUGGGUUUUGGGUAAGGGAAAAAAAAAUCGUAAGAUUCCCAACCAACCAAAAUAGCAAUUACAAACAUCGUCGCAAUGUAUAGCUAUUGCAAAUAGCCCUAGAUUCUCCCAAACUCCCAUAUAUGUUUAAGAGUCGGAAUCCAAAAAUCGUCCCUUCCUGACUCGCCUUUGCAAUUGACAGAGCGAAACUUACAUUCUAUUAGUCUUUGUCUAUUUCAUGUUUGUGAAUGACGAUGAUCUUGUAGUACUUAUGUUUAUAUUUUAGUAUUAAAAGAACAUCACACAAAAUUUCAAAAUAACAACGAAAAAUGCCACGUGGGAAAGUUCUUGUUUUUUUUAGUGGUUAACCACCAAACCAAUCGCUAAUCAAACGGAUAACAUGUGGUUAACUGAUAAGUCUUAUCGAUUCGGGUAUCGGUAUGCAUUUUUUACUUAGUGGUUAACCACCAACCAACAUACCGGUCAGUGAUUAAUCAAAACCAAACCGAUUAGCAUCCUAAUGAAGUUUGAAUUAUAAGAGAGGACGUCAAUUACAGAAGAGUUGAGUUCCUAUUACUUGCUACCCUAAUCUACAAAAAAGACCACCCUAAUACAUCAAAUUAAAUUUACACUUUAAUCCCUAUAUACUAGUCAGUACGUACAUCUAUCUUUAGCAGCUAGAUAAGGCUAAGGGAUGAUCAAAUGAUUUAUUAAAGCCAACAAGAUUUUUGUCCAGUAAUAAUACUAACUAGUUGUACAUCUCUAAAUUUAUAGUUCGAAUCCAUUUAAUUGUAUCUAACUAUAAAAUUGUACAUUUCGCGUUUCAUAAACAGUUGGUCUUAAUAACACGAGUUGUUGAUUAUGCAGGAUCUUAUACAUGCUCAUGUAUGAUACUUAACCACGUCAUACCAUGUGCUUGAAAGACGAAGAUUAAUAUUGGGUAUCCGGGGUCGUGAGGACUUGAACACGUGACUAUACGGACAAACCAACUCUAACGCCAUAUCACAAAACCAGUUAGUUCCAAUAACUCGAGUUGUUGGAAAAAGAUUAUACUAAAUUUUAUACAUAUCCAUAUAUAAUACUUAACAACUUCUUACAUUAAUCCAUCUAGUAGUAUGCAAACGAUAAAUAUCAAGCUAUGUAACCAUUAUAACAAAAAAAAAAUAUUAUUUAGUAUGAAAAGGUUGAAGUCUAGAUGACUAGUUUCCAAUUAAUUAUGUUUCAAACGUGUAGAAUACAAACACAAGAUAAUAUAUAUUGUUAUUAAUAUAUUAACCUUGCAUUCACGACUAGCUACUGAUCCAUCUACGUAAAUAUUUUACUGUCGUGGUACAGUGAAAUUUUUUAAUUACAAGGUAACAAAAGUGCCGACGUCAAAAUUACUUGAGACUGAAAUGCACGUCUCUCUCAAAUGAUUUCCAGCCCAGUUUUUUUUUUUUUUUACCCAGUCAAGCCAUAUAGAUGCAGUGCCACGUCGUUUUCCCAACUGGACGCAAUCAUGGCGCACGUGCCCACGUGACUUUCCUUUUUCUGUUUGCUUGCGGGCGUACGUGGCCUGCCAACAAAGAGAUGGAAUAGUUGCGGUGGGCCAUCGUCUUGCCACGUUGCAGUAAAACAAAAUUAAAGGUGUGACUUGAGUCUUCAGCGUUAUGAUGAUUGUUUCGGAUAAACAAGAAAGUGCGAUUGAUUUAUUUUCAUUUAUUAGUUUACUGGUUUUUUUUUUUUGCGGUUGAAAUUUUAUUUGAAGCGAAUAAAUUUAUAAUGCAUAUUAUAAUUCUUUUGAAUGAUUUAAAAUAUAUGAUUUUUUAUGAAAUUAAGGUGAAUUCAAAAUUAUUCAACUUUUUAGAUCAUAAUAACUUUUUAAUAAUUAACUGAUAUUGUACUCUUAAUGAUUUUAACUUAUGUGAAUAAUCAAUCAUGAUAUGUAUAUUUCACGAUGCAAUCACUUAGUUAUCUAUGAUUGAAAAGAAAAAUUACAUAACAAAAAAAAAAAAAGAAGCUUGUUUAACGAAAUUAUAGCGUAAUUGGUAAAAAUAUAACCAUAACUUGUCAUAACGUUAGGGUAAUAGAUUGAUUAGUUCGUAUUACGCCACAAGCUCUAAUUAACAGGGAAGUGAAGUUUCAACUUGCAACUGUGUUGGCCAAGGGUCAUUGGCUCGUUUACAUUGUGCAAAUUAAAAGCCUCAUAGUGAU